CAACCAUGUCCGUGACAAUCAACAUUAGCGACUUGGACAUUCAAGUCACGGCCGAUCGCCUCACGCAGGAGGCAUUUGCGCCCUUUGGCGACGUCGUCACCAACCCUCGACCAGACCUACAUCCCACCGCCUACGCCUCGCAGGGCGGCAAACUUCCGUAUGAAGGUGUCUCGGCGAACCAGGGAACCGCCAUCAAGUACAGCCAUGUUAGCAAGCCUAAGAACCUCUACGACCAGGCGCCCAGUGGCAAUGGCGAGCUCAUCAUGAGCCAAUUCGUCUGCGAGGCGCGUCAACUCAAGGAGACCGGCGACCCUUCUCAACGCGAGUUCACCGUCAGUGUACUGGAGAGACACCCUUUUACGUCGCAGACCUUCUCCCCGCUCAUGUCUACCUCUUCAAUGUAUCUGGUUAUCGUCGCACCCAGUCUUCCCCCAAGCCCGUUGGAUGAAGGCCUCCCUGUACCAACUGGCGACGGUUUACCCGGCAGAGGUCUACCCGACCUACGACGCCUACGCGCCUUUGUAGCGACCAACAGACAAGCCGUCACCUACGGCGCCGGAACAUGGCACGCCCCAAUGGUGGCAAUGGGCAAGGAGGCGACGACGCUGGACUUUUUGGUUGUGCAGUUUGCAAGCGGAGUUGCAGAGGAGGACUGCCAGCUCUCCAUCUUUGAGCCGGAGGAGCCAAAGAUUAGGGUGCGGGUUCCGGUUGUCAGGACAGGUCGCUCUGGGAAAUUUUUUCGUUGUAAUUGUCAAAUACGAGAACUGAGAUGCAGCUGGUUAGAAGGAUUACGUGACUCCUUCACAAUGGUGGCUCAACUCGAACUCACCGAUGCUCGCAACAAGCUUGAGGAUCUCUCUGGCAUCCAGCUUCAGCCAGGAGAGAACCCUUACACGGCCCUCAUAAGGACGUGCAACAACAAUCCCGCCGAGAUUCAGACCCUCUACUCAGUCCACCGGACAAAGAGAAACGCCCAGCAGGCCGAAAAGUUCCUGGAUUCCGCCUUCAAGGAGCUCAUCAUCGACCAGUACCUCCUGAGGCUCGAAGAUCAAACUGUUGAGCCGGGCUUCCGCGACCCGAGGAACUGUCUCGUCUUUUGGGCAAGGCCACCUGAUCACGUUGUCCGCCUGGCGGCUAAGUUGCAGGAGUUGCUGAAGCAGGCUGCCCCAAAUGUUUGGCUUAUGCCUACUCACAGGAUGCACUUGACAGCGCUCGAGAUUGCUUUCUCCAAGACUCCCGAUGAGAUUGCCUCGUUGGUGUCUACGCUGCGACCAUCAAUCCCCUCAAUUGUCAACUACCCCUACUCGCAUAGGUCACGCCUCGUCAAGCCCAUGAUCUCUUACGAUCUUUCCGCCUUUGCCGUCUCAUUCCUCCCAGCGGCGGGCGAAGCCUCUCUCUCACCGCCCCCUGUGGAGCCUAUAGUUACGGAUGGUAUCACGCAAGGAGAUGACUACACCUACCAUCACCUCCGUCGUGAUGUAUUCGACCAGGUACAGGCUGGUGGUGUUGAGGUUGGAUCUAGAUAUCAGGUUCCCAGCGCACACAUCACGCUUGGUCGGUAUCUCAACCAUCAAGACCAUGACACCCCUGAGAAGAGGGCCAGCUGGGUCAAAGUCAUUGAUGAGAUUAACCAGUGGCUAGAGAAGGAAGUUUGGGAUAACCCUGACUCCGAGUUUGUGGGUGAGUGGAUCGUCGGCCAGGAGAAGGGACUCGAUGCGCGGAACGGCACAUUGUGGUAUGGAGGUGGCAGAACCAUCAUGUUGGGAGAGGGUUUCUAG
Messenger RNA from Fusarium vanettenii 77-13-4, 1778 nucleotides. RefSeq lists its product as uncharacterized. The transcript has 5 exons. Gene Ontology annotation, molecular function: ureidoglycolate lyase activity; ureidoglycolate hydrolase activity. NCBI's taxonomy places the organism in Eukaryota, Fungi, Ascomycota, Sordariomycetes, Hypocreales, Nectriaceae. The record is from RefSeq and is a predicted model, not a curated record. The coding region runs from base 6 to 1778 and encodes 590 amino acids. Gene Ontology annotation, biological process: allantoin catabolic process.